Messenger RNA from Ceraceosorus guamensis, 3432 nucleotides. RefSeq lists its product as hypothetical. The transcript has 4 exons. The record is from RefSeq and is a predicted model, not a curated record. Lineage: Eukaryota; Fungi; Basidiomycota; Exobasidiomycetes; Ceraceosorales; Ceraceosoraceae. Gene Ontology annotation, molecular function: zinc ion binding; DNA-binding transcription factor activity, RNA polymerase II-specific; DNA binding. Gene Ontology annotation, cellular component: nucleus. Bases 1 to 3432 code for a protein of 1143 amino acids. Gene Ontology annotation, biological process: DNA-templated transcription.
AUGCAAAGCCCUUAUAGCCAGCACCAAGGCGACGCUCGCACCGCCGGGGGCGCUCUGCUGGCAGGCGCCAGCGGCGUUACUGGAAUGCCGUCUCGAACCUUCUCUGGAGACUCGGAUCACAGCACGCCCACCGGUCCGCAAGGCCAACGCAAUCCUUUCACAUCCAGUAUUCUCGGUCAGGACUCGUAUCAGCCAUACGUGCACAGCCAGAACAACCAGAAUGCUGCUGGCUUUCAACAAAUGGUCGCGGGGUCUAGCGGGUCGAAACGCAAGGGCUCACCAGCAGAUCAUCCCAACGGCAGCAAAAGGUCGCCAAACUCUCACGAUGCUUCGCCUGGUCGGGCAGGUAGCUCUAGUGACCUGAAUGGAGGCUCGCAGUCCAACGGCUACCUUUCUGGUGGGGCAGCAGCUGGCACGAAGAGAAUCAAGACUGCCAGAGCGUGUGAUUCCUGUCGAAGGAAAAAGAUUCGGUGCGACGUUAUCGAGGACGACGCCGCCCCCCUAGGAGAUCCUAACAAUGGCAACGGAGGCUUGAUAUGCGCGCACUGUCGACAAUACGGCUUUGAAUGCACUUUUUUCCUGCCGAUCACUGAGACGCGCUUCAAGAAGAAGCACGAGCGUGAAAGGGAGGAAGCAGCGCAAGCCCAGGCCCAAGCUGCUGCUGCCCACGCUGUUAUGGCCCAUCGAAUGGCCGCAUCUGCUGGCCUUCCGCAAGCGGGUCCAACGGCAGCAUUCCCUCUGCACUCAGGACCAUUGCCUUCUGCCCCACUGUCCGGCAUCGCAGCGGGUCGAUACGCUUCUUAUGCGGCUGCGCAGCCAAUGUCAGCACUAGAUGCGACCGGGCCCAGACAUAUCAGUGCGACACAAGAAUGGCCUCCUCGCAACCCUUCGAGUGCUUCUGUCGCAGAGGGUUCGAGCUCCAGAUUAGCAGUCAGCCCCAAGUCGGCACCCACACACGCUCGACCUUCGGGUAGUGCAUCCGACAGCGGAAAGACGUCGCCACCACCACCGAAUACAAGAGUGCUCGGUCCGACCAGCAUUGCUUACAUAGUGCACUCGACCGCUUUCGUGCCUGGUGCUGCGAUCGAGGAACACGAUUUGAAGCACCAUCAAACUUUUGAAGUGGGUGCUUCUGGCGAUGGCAUCAUCAAGUUCCACAAACCUCCCCGACGGCAGUCGCAUCAAGGCUCGAUCUCAUCAGAAGCAGAUGACUCUGAUGACCUUCUCGCUGUGCCUGACGCCUUACGCUCCAGGCUUGCUGGCGAUGUUGCCGAGAAGCUGGUCAACACGUACUUCGAGAGGAUAGGAUACCUAUUCCCCGUCAUCACCAAGAGCGAGUUCCUGAGUCAGACUCCGCCACCACCUUUGCUGCUCUACGCCAUCUGCGGCAUGGCAGCGUUGAGCCGGGAGACGCCUAGAGAGGUCUUGGGCGCAGUCAAGAUGACUCUUGCUGCCUUUUUCAAGGAGAACGACCUGCUCAGCAAUUCUAGCAUCCACACAGUGAAAGCGCUGCUUAUCAUGAGUCUACACAGCGACCUGCAUGGCUUGAAUAACGUUUCUAGUGGAACCCGGUGCUGGAAUAGGACCGGCAUAGCGAUUCGAAUGGCCCAGGACCUCGGCAUCCAUCGCGAUGCUUCUGGGCGCGACGAUUUAGAUGGCGAUGCUUUCUUCCUAGAGCAAAAGCGACGAAUUUGGGGUUGUUGCGUCACUGCGGACAGGUGCACCUCGAUCUCUCUCGGGCACCCGCUUGCGAUCGACCUUACGGAUUGUGACGUUCGUCUGCCGUCCCCGCUUGAAAUUUUGCGCCACCCCUCGGACCUACGCGCCAAUCCAGCUUUAGAGCGUCCGUUCGCAUUCAACACAGAGAUGCUCAAGCUUAGCAUCCUUUUUGGACGAACGCUCAAGACGAUCUACAGCCCAACGGGUCUGAUGAAGACCACCGACGAGGAGAUUGUCAGUUUGCUUGCUGACAUUGACAGUUGGAAAGAGUCUCUGCCAGCUGAGCUGCGGUAUGAUGGACCCGACGCCCAAGCACCCGCUGGCAUUUUGCACACCUGCUUCGCCUGCUUGCAGCAUCUCUUCUUCCGCGUCUUCAUGCGUAUUUCGUACAGCUGCCCACAGCACCUCAGUUUCAGCUUGAACAUUGAAAGAAUGACGGCGAUGAUCAAGAACGCUCGGGAGGCCAUCGAAUGGGUAGAUAGGAACGAAUUCUAUUUAGACACCCUCCAUUUCCUAAGCUACUCGCUGGUGUUCUGCGCCACAAUUCAGUAUCAUGCAUGGAUGCGACGAGGGGAUCAACAGGCUUUCGAGACUCUACGCAAGUGCAAGGAGUGCGUGACCCGUCACAAGCCGGAAGGCGCUCGCCACGACCUAUCGCUCCGUGCCAAGACUGGUGAAGUGGUCGCCUUGCUCUUCAAAUCGGCAACCGGGGUGUACAAUACCGUUGAUGGCAAACCGAGCUCAGGGGCUCUGAACCCCACUGCCGGUGUCACUAAUCGUCGAACGACGGACACGGUCAGGGGCAUUGUCUUCAAAGCAGAUCAGUCCAAGCCUGGGGGAGGGGUGUAUGUAGUCGCCGACAGAAAGCUGCUUCUCAAUGAUCUGCCGACCGGCACCAUCCUGCUCCACGAGACUGCUGCUGGGCGCGUCCCUGCACUGGUGCGGACCUCGGACGAAGCUAAUGGCGGCUGGCAGGCAUUCCCACGCCAGACUGCAGCUGCUCAAGAUGGAAAGGCUAGUGCUUCACCACAAGGCCAGCCUUCAAGCGAUCUGACUCACAUUGCCGGAACUGUGUUCCAAGACGCUGAGGGUAUCCCAGUCGAUAGACGCGGCUCACGCAUGAUCACGAUGAUACCAGUAGGUCAGCCAGGCAUGCCACAGCAGCAUCAGCUUCAACUUCUCCAAGCUGCACAGCAGGCAGCGCUUCAGCAGCAACAGUCUGACUCUAGUGCGCCGAACCCGCCUCCGGAAAACUCUGCGGCCGCUGGCUGGCAGUCCGACGCUGGUCUCAACGCAGACAAUGGCAACUCGCUCUUGCAGCACCGUCCAUCGCUCAGUGCUGGCAAUCUCGGCAAUGUCAAUCCGCAUCUGAACGAUGCGUCCUGGGCAUCGACUCUGGCCAGCUUGGGCUUUCCCGCCGAUGCAUACACCUUCGAUGGCCAGAACGUGUUUCCGCUUGGCAACGCGACCAGCGCAGACGCCUCCGCCGGUUUUGAGCCGCUGGUCAUCGACGGCUUCCCGGAUGGCUUGGAUGUUUGGGGUGCGUGGGCACAACAGCUCAGCCGCGCCAAUGGCAUGGGAGCGCUCGACGCGUCCACCACUGGCGGUGGCUUCUCAAACUCCAACGGUGCUCAGCACUCGGGUGACAGUGGAUACAGCGCUGCAAUUACCGCUCCUCCCACACUUGGUAGCCUAGCAAAUGGCGGUUUCUGA